CAAGUAACGGUGCCGGGGGUGGCGGCGGGGGCGGUUACUGGAGAAUACCACUCGAUCAAGAUUUAUUGACAACAAUUGCUGCAAUAUAUCCAGAUUGGUUCAAAACACCUGAAACAAAUAAUAAUAAUACAAGUAUUUCAAAUAACAAUAAUACGGUAGUUACUAGCACUACAAACAGUUCUAGUUCCAGUUCUGUAACUGUUCCAACUGUAACAUCAACAACUGUUUCACAACAACAAAUAAUAUCAUCAUCGUCAGACAUUAUAAACAAUAUGGCUGACAACAUGGGCACACAAUCUACAACAGCAACCACUUUAACAAAUGGUGGUAAUACUAUAUUGCUUACCACAACCACAACCAGGAAUAAUGGUACACCUACAUUAUCAUCCCCACGUUCACCAGAAUCUCCACCAAAAGCUGUUGUUGACACAUCACCAUUGCAGAAUGCUAUGGACAGGAACAAAGAAUCACUCAAAGUGAAGUUAAUGCUAAGGCGACCCAUUAACCAGUUAGUUGCUCAAGGAAUCAUGCCUCCAUUAAAAACACCACCUGCAUUUCAUGAACAACGUAAACAAUUGGAACGUGCAAAAACUGGUGAUAUGCUUAAAGCAAAAAUUCAGCAAAGACCUGCACGUGUUGAACUAGAACGUCGUCAUAUUUUGGAAUGUUCAUCUGCACCUAUUGAUCCCUCAUUAGCAGAACGGCAACGUAUGUUGAAAAAAGCACGCUUAGCUGACCAAUUAAAUGAUCAGUUAUCACACAGACCUGGACCAUUAGAAUUAAUCAAAAAAAAUAUACUCCACACUGAGGAGCCAAUUGAACAAGCUGUUAAAACUGGUAAAAUACCGUUCAAAGCUACAUGUGAAGGACAAGUUAGUAAGCCACAGCAUCCUCAUAGUUAUGUGACGCUGGAAGAUGAUUCACAAGGUAGUUCGGAGGGUGGAGGAAGUGGGGGUAGUGAUGUUAUAGAAUCAGCUGCUAAAUCUGCCGGGAUUGUUGUUUCACUUGCCGUUCCAAUCACAACAGCUCAACAAACACAGCAUGUAGUUAGUCUAGCGCCUGCCUCAUUAACAUUUGCAGAACUUUGUCAAUCUGUUAGUGCUAACUUAUUGCCAAUAACUACUGUAGUAGCACCACCCACUGCCCCUAGCCCUGCACCAUCAAGCUCAUUAAGUCCGUUAUCAUCAUUAGCAUCACCUGCCACACCACAAACUCCACUUACACCAAGGGCUCAAUCAUCACCAGCACCUGGUAAAGACAAAAAUCGUAAAAAAUCAAAGUUGAAGUCACAACCAAAAACACGAACAAUAAAAUUCCAUGAAUACAAAGGUCCUCCUAAUGCUCCACAAAAAAAUAGUUCUGCAAUAGCAAACAAUCCCAAUGCCAAUGGUGAAACGAGCUAUCAGUUACUGUUGGAACAACAGCAAUUAUUCCUCCAAUGGCAAUUGGAAUGGCAACAUAAAUACCCACAAAUUAUUUUACCUGCAGCUCAAAAAACAAAUAAUCUUGAUGAUACUCCAGCUGGUAGUCCGCCAUCUUCAGUAACAACAUCUAUAUCGCAAUCAGAAGCACCUCCACUACCGAGACCUUUAAGUCGAUUGGAAGACAUGAAAGUUAGUGAUUUAAAAGCAGAAUUAAAACGCCGCAACUUGCCAGUAUCAGGUCCAAAACCACAACUUAUCGAAAGAUUAAAACCAUUUACGGAACCUCUUACACACAGUGGUCAUAUUAUUAUGGAUACACCACCACCACCUACACCUAGUGAGGAGUCUCAAACAGAAGACGAUAAUAAAUCACAGGCAUCACCCGCUAGUAGUGACCAUGGCUCAAUGGACGUAGUGCCAGAAUCGCCUGUGUCCACGCCAAUUACAAAUGACGACCUCGUACGAGAACAACAGAGGAAGAUCGAAGAAUUACAAAGAGAGCUAACAAAAUCACAAUUACAAUUACAGCAAGUUCGUAAUGGUGUCAAUGUAGUAACAAAUGGACAAAAACUUGCGUUGCAACAUCAUGUACAAGCAAGGCAAGCAUUACGUCAACAACAACACGUUGCAUUCCAAAAUGCUGCUAAAAAUGCAAAUUUGAGUGGUUUAGUACUUAAUGGACAACAGGCCGCAUUAGUUCAGUUACAAUUAACAAAAGGUAAACUUGUGAAUGGACAAACUGGAACUAUACAAAACUUUUUGGGAGCAAUACCUAUAGUUCCAGCUGCUGUAAUAACCACGACACCGGCUACAGCAGUACCACAACAACCAGAGGUUGUUCAAAUAACUCGACAACAUCAUAAUAGCCUAUCGUCGCCUCCACAUUCACAAAAUAUUGAACAUACAAAUAUUCCAGAACCUCCUCCAUUACCUCCCCCACCCCAAUUACCACCACAAUAUGAUGAUUCGCCACAACCUUCUACUACUGAGCUGGAGAAACCAAGUAGUGUAAAAAGUCAAAUUGUGGAUGAUGUAUUAGAAAUAUUAAUUAAAAAUGGUGAAUUACCGCCAAGUGCUGCCAAUGACCCAAUUACACCAAAUGGUUGUGAAAUGCAAACAGAUUCACCUUUGGUGCAUCAUCAAGAAAUUUCUCAAGCGUUAUCUGAUCAGAUGUCGAAAGAACUUUCUGAUGCAAUGUCACAUCAUGAAAAAAUGGCUGCUCAACGUAAAGAACAAGAAGAGCAGCAGCAACAUUUAAAUCACAUUGAUCAUCAUCAUCAUCAAUCACCUCAAAGUCCAAUGUCAACGUUAGAUGCGUUAUUCUUAGGUCAAACACCAAACGAUCUAAAAGAUUUAGCAUUAGAAUUAGAAACUUUGGAUACAGUAGAUUUUUCAGCUUUGGAUAUGGAAUUAGAUCGUCAAGUUGCGCAACAUCAUGAGGCAAUGGACGAAUCACAAUCACAGCAACCCCAGCUUCAUGAUCAUCAUGCGCAUCAAGUGUUUAAACAAGAGAUGCAGGAUGAUCAUCACCAACAAAAUGUUAUGGAUUUACAAAAUCAAAUGAAACAAGAGACAGUUGCACCAACCGAAGAAUUAAUGGAUGUGUGUACUGAUAUAAAUAUGGACAUGGAUGAACCAGAUUGGUUGGAUUCAUUAAUGCCAACAGAAACAAACACACAACCCCAAAAUAUUCCAACGACAACGAUUGCCACAUCUAUGAUCCCAACGAGUGUAUCGUACAGUGAUUAUAGUCAUUCCAUUAAUGCCUAUGAUCCAUUGUUAGGGAACAGUUUAUUACAAGAUCCAUUCGAUUUGUUUGGUUUAGAAGAAUUUCGUGGUACUGUUAGUGAUUUAUCAGCGCCACCAUCAACAAUGUCAUGGGACAAAUUAGAUUUUGCAGCGUGACUGAGUACAAAUUACACUUUGUUUAAAUAUUUUUAUUUAGUGUUAUUAUUAAUAAUUAUGAACAACUAUUUUUAUAAAAAUCACGUCCAUAAUUCGCAGUGUUCGAGUAAAU
Messenger RNA from Chrysoperla carnea, 3441 nucleotides. It is a transcript of the gene Mrtf, whose product is annotated as myocardin-related transcription factor A. Bases 273 to 3329 code for a protein of 1018 amino acids. The record is from RefSeq and is a predicted model, not a curated record. NCBI's taxonomy places the organism in Eukaryota, Metazoa, Arthropoda, Insecta, Neuroptera, Chrysopidae. The transcript has 3 exons.